ACGCUCGCUGCAUGCAUGGAGCGCGGAUAUGGAUGCGCUGCUACAAUUAAGCUAGUGUUCGCGUACUACUCUAUGUUGAUGUGUGCUGUUCACCUCUGAAUCGGACUGUCGUAAUAUAAUGAUAACUAAAGUGUAGAUAUUCCGACAGUUCUCCUUUACCAUGGCAUCGUCUGGCACGCUCAACUUGAAGUUGUUGGUACAUUUAAUCCUCUGCUUGUGUCUCGCAUUAGCAAUUGACAGCUCUACUGACAUAGUGGGCCGAAAGUGUGCAUGUAACGACAAACCAUGCCUUGAGACUAACAACACCUGUGUCCUACAAAACCCAGAUGCCCUGUGCAUUGCUAUGAAGAUGCGGAAUGAACAGCAGCAAGAGGUUUCCUUGCUGAUGUGUGAGGAGGACCCCAAGGGGCCACCAGAGAGGCGUUUCCCCUGUCAGAACCCCGAGCCCAGCCCCUACUACAUGUCCAAGUGUUGCGUGGAGCAAGAUUACUGCAAUCGGGAGCUGAUCAAAGACAUGCAGCUACUGCCCUUACCUACCUCCCAGCCCACAGAAUUGUGCAACUUGAAGCCAGAUUAUGGGGACUGUACCAUGGAAGCUUUCGUGUGGUACUACAAUAUCAGCCUUAAUGACUGCCGGCAAUUUGUGUAUAGUGGUUGCGGUGGGAAUGACAACAAAUUCUACAGCAAGGGUUCCUGUCUUCGCCGCUGCGAAUACUUUAACAGCAAGCCGGACAGCAGCCCAAUAUCCAUGGUCAACCUGUCGCUAGCCAUAGCCAUUCCAGUUACCAUCAUCUGCCUGGCGGCGUUCUUCCUGAUGGCGGUACGCUGGUACCUGCUGCAGAAGUCGGCCCGCCAGUCCAUCACGCGCCUGGAGGUGCCGCUGAUAUCUGGACAAGGCAGCCAGGUCAUCCCCAUGGGCUGGACACUGAAUGACCUCCACAACACGGCCACGUCCAGCUCGGGCUCAGGCUUGCCUUUGCUGGUGCAGCGUACCAUUGCCCGACAGAUCACACUGGUGGAUUGCAUUGGCAAGGGUCGCUACGGUGAGGUCUACAAAGGCCGCUGGAGGGGCGAGUACGUGGCGGUCAAAAUCUUCUCCUCUCGGGAGGAGCGAUCCUGGUUCCGCGAGGCAGAGAUCUAUCAAACGGUCAUGCUGCGCCAUGAGAACAUCCUCGGAUUCAUAGCUGCAGAUAACAAAGACAGCGGUAUGGUUACGCAGCUGUUGUUGAUUACCGACUACAUGGAGAACGGUUCCCUGUUCGACUACCUGAAUAUGACAACUCUUGACACGGCUGGGAUGAUCCGGCUGGCGUACUCGACAGCAAACGGUCUUGCACACCUUCAUGUGGAGAUUGUUGGAAUGCAAGGCAAGCCCGCUAUAGCCCACAGGGACCUCAAGAGCAAGAACAUCCUGGUCAAGCGCAACGGUCAGUGCGCCAUCGCCGACCUGGGCCUGGCUGUCCGGCACGACUCUGAGCGUGACACGGUGGACAUCGCCCCCAACAACCGCAUUGGCACCAAGCGCUACCUGCCGCCGGAGGUACUAGAUGACACCAUCAAUGUCAACCACUUUGAGGCCUUCAAGCGAGCUGAUGUGUACUCACUGGGCCUGGUAUUCUGGGAGAUUGCGCGGCGGUGCUCCAUAGGAGGUAUCUAUGAAGAGUACAGGUUACCUUACUACGAUAUGGUACCAUGUGACCCGUCCAUUGAAGACAUGCGGAAGGUGGUUGUCAAUGACCGGCAGCGGCCAACAGUUCCGAACAGAUGGAACAAUGUGGAGCCGCUGCGCGUCCUGGCCAAAGUCAUGAAGGAAUGCUGGUACCACAGCGCUGCCGCCCGCCUGACGGCACUCCGCAUCAAGAAGACCCUGGACAACCUACGGGUGGCUGAGGACGUCAAGUUAUAGAGCCAUGGUCCAAACCAGAUGGGAGAAUUCUGACGGCGAUGCACUUCUUCGGCCCUGUUUUGUUUUUGUUUUUUCCCUCUGGAAGAAGAUAAAGUGCGAUCAGACUAAACUGAAAAAGUCAACGCACAACGUGAUUGGUGCGUGCAGUUGCAAAUCUAAAAAGAGGGGGAAUAUUGCAGGAAAGACUAGAACUGUGGAUUUGCUGUCGCAGUGACAACAGGUGGAGCCAUUUUCCUUGUUGAUUUGCCGAGCAAUCUUUGCAUGGAAUCAAUUUGUGAUGGAAGCACAGGAAAUAUAUCCCAGUGCACAAGUGGGAUGAGUUUUAUCAUUCUCCAGAGAAUGAACGAGGGGGACUUGAAUCGGCCUGUCCAGUUUGACAUCGCAGCACUGGUAUCAACUACGACUUUUGUGGAGGGUUUGGGAAACUGGAUCUCCUCACAUAUUUACUCUUCACCCUUUCUGCAGUCACAAGGUUUUUUUUUCCUUCUUUAUUCAACAAAAGCUUUGAACACAUUGUGAUCUGGAUAUACAUGUAUGUAUGUAGUUUCCAAGUUGAUUUGAGGGAAAUAACAGUCCGUCUGCGUUGCUCGAGCCUUUAGCAUCCCUUCAACAACCCAGUAGAAAUCAAGCUUUGGAAAAUUGAGACUGAAUCCCCUAAUCGGUGAGGUUGGAGUAGAAGCUGUGCUAUAUGCUCUUCCUUUUUAACAAUUCAAGCAUCACCCAAGGAAAGUGUACCAUAUUGUAUAUAGAAUCUUGAGGAUUUUCUUAAGAAAAAUUCCUAAUUUCAUUUUAUCUCUGGCGUUAGUCUGUAUAAUGUUUAGCAAGUAGGGGCCAAUUUCUUGGAGAUGGAAGCAGUAAAAUACGUCAAGCACAGAUGGCAUUGCUUGGCAACAACACUAUCGAACAUACCAUAAACUGAUCGGCAUGUACGCUGCUCUUGAUUGAUUCUCAGCUGACUUGCCAGAGCUUCCGCCGUCACUGUUCCAUACAGUUGAACCUUAGAGGCAAAUGCUGACGGAGACUUGGGCAGUGUGUAUCUCAAGGCCAGUUCACACAGCCGGCGAAUGCCGAAGCGUAGCGAAUUCUACGUCAUAAAAUGUUUGCUGCAAAUUUGGCUUUGAGUUGAAUUGGUGCAGAUUCGCCACGUGAAUUUAGUCCAGUUUCAUCAUGAAAUCACCGUUAUAUUUGCUAUGAUGAACGGAUUCCGAGAUUUCCAAUUUCUGGAAUCCUUAGGUUCUUCUUUGUUUUUCCACAAAGCCAUCAUUGUAACAAAAUAAUUUGUCUGGUCCCUGCAACUUUGUCAUAGGGAGAGUCGACUUUAUUUGAUCUGUCGAUGCCGGAGUCCGUUUGUCUUUGUUUUCAUGCCAAUUGUGAACUGGCUGUCAGAUUGAUUUUUUUUUCUUUCCCCCCCCCUCUUAAAAUGUUCUGACUGCCUAGCUUUGACUUCAGAGAGAAAACUAAAAUGAACAGUUGGUCCAGGCCUUGAAGUUGCUUGGACAAUUGUCUAGGCAGCCUGACAGGGUUGCGUCUCGAUAGAUGCCAUGAGGCAGACAUAUACCCCUGCCAUGGAUCCUCUGCUGCAUGGGUUCUCUGGACAGAACCUUGUCAGGUGGUGCCAACCAGCAUUUGUACGUACAGUAUCAAGCAGCAUAUUUACAAUAUACGUAUUCAUCUGCAUUCGUAUAGAUCUGCAUGUGUUUAGACUUGGCCACAUUCACUAGUUAACUAUCUCAUUUUGAACUCUUUUAUAUGUACAUAAAAAGAAGAGGAAAGUUUGCAUAUUACAUUAAUGUCAAAUUUUGUACGACAUUCUCGUGACUUUUUUGGGUCAAGUUCACACUUGCAGAUCCAGUGGUUACUGCGGGUACACACAGGCAUGAAAUGGAGCAUUGUCGUUAAUUGUAGUUUGAUUUGUUUUGUGUAUGAGUAUGUUUCCCCAUGAGUACCUCAUUGCUUUGUUGUAAGUCAUACAUGUGUACAUGUACCUCAAAUGUCAGGGCAUGAUAAAACUUUGGAUAUUUUCCUGCUAUGGGAGACUUUGAAAUAGUUGGUGGUGGCGAACCCACUGGUCCUGUUCACCUUUCUGAGCAUUGAUCGUGUUCUGGGCAUGUGUGUACAGUUCUGAGCACGUGCAGUACUGUGAAAAACGACCACUUUGUCUGCUGCCACCAGCUUCUCAAAGUCUCUUGCUUGACUGUAGUGCAUCGUUUCCAAGGUGAGUCACCCACCAUAGAUUUCAGUUCAAACAAUUAUGCGUAACUGGAGGCCUUCCAACAAAUGAGGGCAAUAUGUUCUUUUCUCCUACAGUCCUUGAAGAUGCACCAUCUAUAGUACCUGGUUGAGUUUGAAUGCGGGUUUGUUUGAUACCCCAGGCUUUUUAAUUAACCUGAAGUAACGGUGGACAUAGUAAUGCCUGUUGUGGGCGUGGCCUAACUUGAUGGGCGUCACCAAAAAAGAGUCGGGACUUGCAAGGCUCUUGAAUCGACCUAAGCCACAGGCGGCCAUCUUACUGUGCCAAAUACAAAGGUGAUUGGUGGCUCAUGGGCUUUGUAACUGUUGUUGCUACAAAUAGUUUGGUUUUAUGAUGACAAACCAAGCUUUGUCUCAGCAUUUUAUUGGCAAGGUAAGAUUGUCCUGUGUGUUUUCACUGACCUAUUUGUGCCUAUUAAGGGCACUGUGAGUCCAGACUUGUUUAUGACAUCCACGCCUAACAAUAGCAUUAGAUAUUGUGAAUUGAGGAGGUUCAUCCGAAGCAUAUUCAGGGAUGUACAUGUUAGUCUUGCAAUAGCUCUAUUCCAAGCUCCUCCGUUAAAAGUUUUAAAACAGGUUGGCCCACAUACGUGUAAACUCUUCUUGUCUGUAACACAAAACACAGAAAAAAGACAGGCAGCCACAUUAGCAGUGUUACCCCCAAUGUUUAAACAUUCUUAUAAGAGAGUGAACCAACAGAGAACGUUACGUUCUCAUAAAAUUGCUGCAUGGGUUCCUCUUGACAGGCAAAAAAUUGACAGACCAAAUUUCACCUGUCAGUUUUGACAUCAAAAUGGACAUUUAUUUUCAUUUAAAAACUACUCCUCGGGGUUUAAUCCAAUUUCAGCCUCCAUGGUGAUAUGUACGAAGAAUAUGUUUUGUGUUCUCAAAAUGUGGCUAAAAUGUGAAACCAUCACGAAAACACUGAAUGGGACAGUAAUUUUCUGUUACCCUUCACUGUGCUCAUGUGUCAUGCCAGAAAUUCCAAGCAAAAACUUCAAGUUGAAGAGCCCACUUCAAUCCUGGUACUGUAAAUUGGUCUAGAAGUCUUCAAUGAGGUGAAAAUCACUCUGUACAAAAAGACACGCCCUGCAAAAAAACUAUAGGUAUUCAAGCAUUGGUGAGAUACUUCACUUAGGAUUCAAUGGUGGGCUGGAGACAUCCAAACCCCCCUUCCUCUUUCACACUGGACAGAUAGGAGUUAAAACCACUUGUAGUCGUACCUACAGAUGUCAUUGGCUUUCCAUGUUUCAAUUCUGUUGGACUUCUCAAAAUUAACAAAUCAACACAAAGUCCAAGACCUUCUGGUUGCUAUACAAAUGUUCGCACAUCCCAUGGAAUUAGGGUUAAUAUCCAGGGCUUAAAAAUUACACUGCCAAUCACUUUGUUUUCUGCCAUCAGUCUCCGUCCAUUUCUUCAAGGCUGUGUCCAGUUUCCUGGAGUUGCUCAGCGGAAGGCAUUGCUUGGCAGAUUUUCCUGUUAAGCAAAAAUAAGCGGAUAACCAAUUUGAGCUAAACACAGUGGGUGUGGCAUUUUAGCCAGAAACCUGUUCAUGCUAAGCCUAUAUUUUUAACAACUUAACAAUUUUCCCUGGUUAGUAAAUGUCAUUGACAUGGAAAAACUUCAAGAGCAAAACAUUGUAAAAAGAAAUACCAACACAAGAAUAGAAAUCUCCCCAUGUAUGCAAGACAUAGCAUGUAUACUACGCUUCAGAAUAGUGUUUCUAAUAUUAUGGCGACUCCAUAGCCUGCCGUUAAAGGCAAAUUCAACAAUCUCUACUUACUAAAGACCUCAUGUUCUGCAGUGCUGCAUAGUUAUUUGUUUCCUCUGCUUCCUGACCAGACUCGCUAGAGUCUUCUAUUGACAGCGUCAAUAAUGAUGGGCACCACCUUGUCUGUGUGUGUGCUUUGCUAUGGUGCUGAGUGGACCUUGUGGUCCCCACUGACUCCAUUGGAGUGAUCAAAAUGCAGCAUGGAGGGAACUACAUUUUCAAAGCCUGAUUUAUACCUGGGUUUUUUUUGGGGGGGGGGUUGAAAAUCGUUUGACUUGUUCAAAACUAAAGUUCCUGGAUUCUGGACGGUUAACCCCAAAAUACAUAUGCAAUGGUCCAAUUUCCAUCAAAGUGCAUGUACAAUUUGUACCCUAAUGUACAAUGUAUGUGAAGAUCCAUUCAAAGUUAAUGUCAGAUAUGACCACUGAGAAAGUGUGUCAGGGAACCAGUGGAUGUCAUGGUACCUGAUGCACAUUCAGAGAGAGGCUUUGCUUGUUCUUGCUUUUCGAAUCAACAUUAAAUGUGAACAUUAUUAAGGAGUGCCUCAUGUCCAUGAAUGCCGGUAUGAAGACUGUACAUGGAUAGCGUACUGCCUCAAAGUCAAAUCUCUGUGCACAUUUGAAUGGAUUUGGGAAUGCAAGACAGAUGCCACUAGGCUAUAUCAAAAAUUCCAGGCUGCGGGUACAAAUAACACAGUGCCAAUGGGAGCCACUGCCUUGCGGCUACACCCUCUUCCCAUUGACUUGCUAUUGUCUGCCGCAGCUAGUUGGUUCGGACACAACUUUCGUUUACAUUGGGGGCUGGAAAAUGUGCAGUACGGCAAUUGUGCUGGACAGAUCGUUGCCAGUUUGGGGAGAUAGCAAGCAUUUCACUGAGAUGGGAGAGAUUGGCCAAAGCGGAAGUGUUGACUUUCCUGCUCUUAGUGUAAAUGUUUCUCAACCAGUGAUUGCAAAUUUGUGCUGAUGGGGGGGGCAAGAUAACAAAAAGCCUCAAAUUGCCUGGCUUUGGAAAUUUGAAAAACAAAGAAAGUUGGUAAGUUUAGAAUAACCUCAAAAUAUAGAUUUGUUUGUUUUCAAAAUCUUUCCACCAGUAAGUGAAGGGGGUUCCUAACAGCCCAUCCCCUCAGUCAAAAAGUGUGGAAGGGAUGCCAGCGUUGCACACCCAUGGGGUUCGCAUUUUGAGAAAUCUAUUGUAAAUUCAGGUGUUCCUUUUCAAAAAAAUGAAAUCAAGGGAUGUUUGUCUGAUACCUCAAUAUCUAAUAUACCUCAGCUGAUUCAUGCUCAGAAAAAUCCAACAAUUUGUACAAAUGUGUACAUUUUUAAAACUUUUAUUCUAGAUAUGUGGAAUAUGUUUUUAUUCCAUUAAAAAAUAGGAAAAGGCCAAAUAAUGUUGUUGAGCUCUUUAAGUUUGGGGGAUGAAAGAGUAAAUUGAUGUUUUGUUGGGAGAUGCUAAGUAUGUAACAAAAUCACCUGCUAGUCAUGAUCAUUGUAAAAACAACAGUAACCUUGAAGAUGUUGGAUAAUCAGUGAUAAAUGUCUAUGAUAGGGUCAACAGCUUCAUUGUCAUUUAGACAUUUCUGUGUCUUCUGAAUAUGUGUAACAUUGAAAUUGGCGUAAUGAUUGUAUUGCGGUUAUGAGUGCAGUUUUGUAAAAUGAAAACCUUGCUGCUCAGUUUGCGAGAAGUUUCAAGAUUUUUUUGUAGAGUAAUGUAUAAUAUGAAUUUUGCUUGACGUUGCUGCAGUUAAUUGACGUUAUUGUUAAUCCUUUUGUUACUCCUUGUUUUUAGUGAUUGUGGUAUAUCAAAAUCAGGCACUUUUGGACAAAGGUCAGAAGUAAAAUGUAAACUAUACUGUUUCAAAUGCUGCUUUUUUGAUAUUCCAAAAUUUGGAAGUCGUACUGAAAUUUCAGUUUGAAUCUUUUGCAGAUCAUUUUAAACAUUGGUAGUAUCAAAAAUGUGCAAAAAUCUUAGAACAUGAAAUUAAUCUGUGUCAUUUCCGACUUUCUCCACAUUUAGCUUUGCCCAAAUUUGCCUGGUUGUGACAAAAUCAUGUCUUGUCUUCAGAAAUCGUGUGGUGAAGCCAGAUUUUGCAUGGAAAAAGUAGACAGUGCUAAUCCACACACUGUACAUGUCACUUAAAAUAUGAUGGACUGUAUUGUCCGUCAGUAACAGGAGAUUGACGUCACAGUCAUCUUGGCCUUAACCAAAACAAACCCUUUGGUGACAAAAGGAAUUAGAUUAGCCAGUGAUGUCUGUCACGUACUAGAUUAGGCUCUUAAUUUCUCAUUCACUGGAACCUGUUCAAAGGCCGGAUGGGACGUGAGCUAUUUUGUAAUUUCUCCCCAAAAAGGAAUGGUCCAAGGCUGGCUUGGAGGAAAAUUUAUAGUGAGGUUCCACAUUCAGGAGAACCUAGAUCUGUUAACAGUACGUCCCUUUGAGAAGAAAAAGACUCCCCCCCACCUGCCCAUUAAAAAAAUAAAUAAAACUUGAAAAUGUCUGAAUUCUGUAGAUUGCUUACUUCAUGGGGAUUUUAAAGAGCUUUAGUCUCCAGCCCAUGGUCCCAGCUUCUCCUCAAACUUGCUUGCCUCAGCCCAGAUUUGCCAUAGUGUUUGGCACCUGUUACAUCAAGUUGUUGUUACAGGGUGCCAUUGUUUUUCCCCAUGCCAGUCUUUGACAAGAUACAGGCAUGACAUUAAGUUUUGGGCAUUUCUUCCUCGUUUAAUUUAAAACCCUCAGACAGUUAAGUCAGAAAGAUCAGAAUAAACAAGCCUAAAAUAUAUAGUCACAGGUGGUUGAUAUCAAAGAUUAGGCCAUUACCCUGAAGUAGUUUGCAGGAGUUACAUGUAGCCUCGUCAGAAGGACUGUAUUGAGCAAAAUUAAACUUGCCAUUGUUUAUGUACCGGUACUUCGCUGCAUAUUGCUUGCGCUACUGUCUUAGUAUUGUGGUCUAGUUCAUCACAAGUCCUCAAGUCACAAGCAUUUCACGGAAAAGCAUUCCUUUUGUCGGUGUGCAUCCCCAAUCACAAAAUGAGGGGAUGGGCGUUUGGGACUUGGUCUGCUGGGACGAUAUAAAAUCAGAUAUUGCAAUAUGAGACUUGUGAAGAAAUUGCCAGGCAGGCACAAAAUGACCUGUGACUGACAAGGGAUUGACUGUAGUCACAGACUUAAUUACAAUUUUGCUAUAUGAAUUUGUUUAUCAGCAAGACAAAUGUAAAGGACUUUUCGUAGUCGAUGGAGUUGGCCAUUGGUUUGUGGACUUGUGACUUCUGUGGUUCUAUUUAAAGUGGAUAUUUUAGCUAUUGAAUUUACUGGAAGUCAAGCAUGGGAUGUAUUAUGACUGUAAAUAGCAUCUCUUGUAAACAUAACCAAUUGUUUCAUUUGUUCAAUAAAUAAUUGUGUACAUAA
Molecule: messenger RNA, 9329 nt
Organism: Acanthaster planci (crown-of-thorns starfish)
Lineage: Eukaryota; Metazoa; Echinodermata; Asteroidea; Valvatida; Acanthasteridae
Product: TGF-beta receptor type-1-like
Biological process (GO): protein phosphorylation; cell surface receptor protein serine/threonine kinase signaling pathway; cellular response to growth factor stimulus
Cellular component (GO): signaling receptor complex; plasma membrane
Molecular function (GO): transmembrane receptor protein serine/threonine kinase activity; serine-type endopeptidase inhibitor activity; ATP binding
Source: RefSeq, a predicted model, not a curated record